Messenger RNA from Centruroides sculpturatus (bark scorpion), 1008 nucleotides. RefSeq names its product transcription factor GATA-3-like. The transcript has 2 exons. Lineage: Eukaryota; Metazoa; Arthropoda; Arachnida; Scorpiones; Buthidae. The coding region runs from base 31 to 402 and encodes 123 amino acids. The record is from RefSeq and is a predicted model, not a curated record.
UUUCCAAAAAGGGUAAAUCGUCCAUUGACAAUGAAAAAGGAAGGAAUUCAAACUCGCAAUCGUAAACUAUCUUCGAAGAGCAAGAAAAAGAAGGGAUGCGGGAUCGCUAUCCCAGAGUGUAUAAAACCGCUCGAUAAACCGUUUUCCAGCUUCACGCCUACCGGACAAUUAGCAUCAUCAAUGUCCUCGAUGUCGUCGAUGUCUGUCACCGUUAAUCAUUACAUGCAUCAAGGCAACAUGCCCAUAUCCAUGGCAGGUUCGUUUGUAACAUCGCCACCAAUGCACAUGAAUACCGCACCCGGAUUAUCCACAUUACCGCUUCCAUCCGGAGGACCUUUGCAACUAGGUACCGGUGGUCUCGGACUCGCCACUUCCAACAGUAUGGUAGGUGCCAUGGCCUGACUGAUGCCGGAAAGAUUGCAUCACUUAACAUGAUGCGAUUGUGAUUAAUAAAGCUAACGACUUAUAAGUGGUGGUAAAAUAAACUUGUGAAUGAAUGUAACGGACUCCUGCAAAACUGAACAAUGCGGGUCUCUUUCUUCCUACCACCGGCAACAUAUACUGACGAUGCCAUUUGUACAUCCUCCUCCGUAUUAAUUUCUUCUUAUCGAAGACAUUUCGUGUUGUAUGUGCAUCAAAUCUUCGUAGGUCUGGAAACUGACGACAAUAGCAAAUUUAGCAUCGUCUUCCUCACACUUCAAACUUUUUUGAAUUUUUUUUUUUGUUUUGUUUUUUGUGAAUAUGACCGUUUAUGGAAAAGGGGAUUCUUUCGCUCUAUAAUUCAUGCUUUAACAGAAUUUUUCAAAAAAGUGAACUCGCAUCUCUCAGUGCCAAAAUCAAAGAGGGACUUUUUCAUUUUAGUCUAUCGAUUGACAUUACAACGAGACGGGCUGGACUCGCCCAAAAAACUUAACCUUUACGUCGACGGGUGCCGGUCAGAACCUCAUACAAAAUAUUCAUUCAUUCUUACUAUUUUUCCUUCUCGAAAUGGAAGUGACAAAAAAAAAA